This is a messenger RNA of Helianthus annuus (common sunflower), 1461 nucleotides long. Its product is annotated as U4/U6.U5 tri-snRNP-associated protein 2-like. The coding region runs from base 94 to 1416 and encodes 440 amino acids. The record is from RefSeq and is a predicted model, not a curated record. Gene Ontology annotation, molecular function: cysteine-type deubiquitinase activity; zinc ion binding. The transcript has a single exon. Lineage: Eukaryota; Viridiplantae; Streptophyta; Magnoliopsida; Asterales; Asteraceae. Gene Ontology annotation, biological process: mRNA processing; spliceosomal complex assembly; protein deubiquitination.
CAAAUCUUAUUUAACCUACCGUCAUCCCAUUCAUCAUCGCCUUUUUCUUUCUUCCUGAAUCAUCUCUUUGAUCUUCUUCGCAAUUCAGAUCUGAUGACAAUGAAGCGCCAAGACGUGAAAAACACUACAAACGAUGAAGAACAACAACUGGUCAAGAAGCAGAAAGUAGUUGAAACAUCUUCAUGUCCAUACCUUGAUACAGUUAAUCGCCAGGUUUUGGAUUUCGACUUCGAAAAGUGUUGUUCGGUCUCUCUAUCAAAUCUUAACGUGUAUGCAUGUUUAGUAUGCGGUAAAUAUUUCCAAGGCAGAGGUCACAAGUCGCAUGCAUACACUCACAGCCUUGAAGCCGGGCACCAUGUCUUCAUCAAUCUCCGGUCAGAAAAGGUAUACUGCCUACCCGAUGGUUACGAAAUCAUCGACCCUUCAUUGGACGAUAUCCGAGGUGUUCUUAAUCCAAGGUUUAACACAGACCUAGUUCUACAACUUGAUAAAAACCCUCAAUGGUCAAGGGCGAUUGAUGGGUCUCAAUAUUAUCUUCCUGGAAUAGUGGGGAUUAAUAACAUUAAGGAGACUGAUUUUGUUAAUGUUGUUAUUCAGUCUUUAAUGCGAGUGACUCCGUUUAGAAACUUUUUUCUUAUUCCUGAGAAUUACAAGGACUGUAAAUCGAUACUGGUUCAUCGGUUUGGUGAGCUCACGAGGAAGAUAUGGCAUGCGAAGAACUUUAAAGGACAUGUUAGUCCUCAUGAGUUUUUGCAAGCGGUUAUGAAGGCCAGUAGUUUGCGGUUUCGUAUAGGUGUGCAGUCUGAUCCUGUUGAGUUUAUGUCAUGGCUUCUGAACACCUUCAACGCAGACCUUAAAAGUAAUUCAAGGAUAAGGAACAACAACAUUGUUCAUCACUGUUUUCAGGGAGAAUUGGAGGUUGUGAAAGACGGUGCUGAUGCCAGUCGGAUGCCAUUUUUGAUGCUUGGACUGGAUCUGCCAGCACCACCACUUUGUAACGACAUGAUUCCUCAAGUUUCACUUUUCAACAUAUUUAAGAAGUUUGAUGGGGAGACUGUAAUGGAAGUUGCGCGUGUGAGGUAUCGUGUUACAAGACUUCCGCGGUAUCUUAUCCUUCACAUGCGACGCUUUACAAAGAAUGAUUUCUUUGUGGAGAAAAAUCCAACCAUUGUUAACUUCCCAUUGAAGAAUCUGGAGCUGAAGGACUAUAUACCAUUACCUACAUCGAAUAAGUAUGAUUUGGUUGCAAACAUUGUUCAUAAUGGCAAACCAGGUGAUGGAUCAUAUAGGGUGUUUGUUCAGUGCAAGUCUGAAGAGGUCUGGUAUGAGAUGCAAGAUCUUCAUGUUGCUGAAACACUUCCAGAGAUGGUUGGAGUAUCUGAGGCUUACAUGCAGAUAUAUGAGAAGCAGCAGUAGCAGCCGCAUUCGUUGUUACGCUCCGAACAAGUGGUUAUUGCUGAU